GGGUCUGUUAACUCAUUGCUGAUUUCCCUGGCAAAUAAACCAGCAGCUGCUGGACCAAGCACUGACUUAGCACGGAGAAGAAGGUGAUAUUUGCAUAGGACAGGAUGCUUUCAUGGAGCCCUUUAGCAACACAUUUUGUGACUUACAGUGCAAUAUAUAUUUUCUGCUUUUAGGCAUUUGUUCUGCGCUAAGGCUGACGGUACCAUCACAUACUAUACAUGGCAUUGAAGGACAACCACUCCAUCUUACAGUUGACUACAAUUUCAACACUACAGCUUCUGAAAUCCAGAUAAUAUGGCUAUUUGAGAAACCUCAGAGUAUCCCCAAAUAUUUACUUGGCUCUGUGAAUCAGUCAGUAGUACCAGACCUGGAAUAUAAACACAAGUUUACCCUCAUACCACCUAAUGCAUCUUUGAUGAUCAAUCCAUUACAUGUCACUGAUGAAGGCAAUUACAUUGUAAAAGUCAAUGUCCAUGGAAAUGGGACAAUAUCAGCCAAUCAAAAGAUUCAAGUCACUGUUGAUGUUCCUGUCACAAAGCCAGUUGUACAAAUCGAACCUUCUUCGGGAGUAGUGGAGUAUGUGGGGAACAUGACGUUAACCUGUACUGUUAGAAAAGGUACAAGGGUAGGUUACCAGUGGAUGAAAAAUGGGAAACCUAUGCAUGCCAGUUCUAGUUACACCUUUUCCUCAAACCAUGACACACUUUUAAUUGUCCCUGUCAUGAAAGAAGACAUUGGGAAUUACAGCUGUUUGGCAACCAAUCCUGUGAGCACAAUGGAAAGUGAGAUAAUUGCACCAACUAUAUUUUAUGGACCUUACGGACUUACAGUUAAUUCAGAUAAAGGGCUGAAAGUAGGGGAGGUGUUUACGGUUGACAUAGGAGAAGCUAUCCUAUUUGAUUGCUCGGCAGACUCAAAUCCACCAAAUACUUACUCCUGGAUCCGAAGGGCUGACAAUACUACAGACGUUAUCAAAUAUGGACCCCAUCUGGAAGUUGUAUCUGAAAAAGUGGCCCAGACAACAGUAGAUUAUAUGUGCUGUGCUUACAACAAUGUGACUGGAAAACGGGACGAAACUCAUUUCACAGUGAUCAUUACUUCUGUAGGACUGGAGAAGCUUGCCCAGAAAGGAAAAUCUUUGUCACCUCUAGCAGUAAUAACAGGAAUUUCAUUAUUUUUGAUCCUAUCUAUGUCCCUUCUAUUCUUAUGGAAAAGAUAUCAGCCACAUAAAGUUUUACAACGGAAGCUGCAGAGCAGGCCUGGAGCAGAUUACAGAAAGGCACAGACAUUCUCAGGGCAUGAAAAUGCUAUGGAUGACUUUGGAAUAUAUGAAUUUAUUGCUUUUCCAGACCCCACUGGUGUUGCUACGGUUCCAAGUCCAUCUGUUUCUGGCUCUGACUUUGUCCAAGGGCAGGAUUUACACAGUACAGUUUAUGAAGUUAUUCAGCAUAUUCCAGAGCAACAGGAAGAUCAUCAAGAAGGUACAUGAAGAUGAAAGCACAGCAAAUCAAGACAUCCUAAUACAAAUGUUAACUUCUGUGUCUUUACUGGAAAUGGAAAGCAAAUGUCAACAGCUCUCAAAAUGGCAAAGGACUAAGCUAGCAUUUCUGAAAUGAUAAUACUUCCUUAACCUAGCCAUUCUUUUUUUUCUGUAUUGCUCCGAACAUACUGGAUUUGGUUAUUGAUUUUGUUUAACUAAUGGUUUCUUGAAACAGCUGGGAUUUUUUAAUUGCUGAAAAUUUUUUGCAUUCUGAACUGCAAAAAGAAAACAGAGCCAAAAGAAAAUAUAGAUAAUAAAUACUAUAUCGUUAAGUCUGGGAUAGCUGCCUAGGAGUCAGACCAGAGGACUUUCCUUGCGAGUUAUAUUAUAACACGGAAAGGAAAUUGUCUUUAACUUUCCAUUGAUGUGGACUUUUAAAAGAGAAGCUGUUGCACAUUGGCAAUAAACAAUACAAUGUGUCAGACUGAAAAAUAAAUCCUAUUUUUCUUAAAAAGGGCAAUAUCUAAAUUUUUCUUGUAACUUUAAUCUGUAACUUACCAAUUUAUAAAAACUAAUUUGUCAUCGUUAAAAAUGUAUAUAUGUAUGUUAUCCAGAAUGUUUUGUUUUUAUUAAUUUGUGUUUCCUUUGCAUGUAAGCUGUCUUCCCAUUUUUAUCCUCUUAAGGCCCAGAUCCACAAAAGGUUCUUAGGCUUUGUGAUCCAGGAAAGUUGCAACACCUAACGUUUAGGUGCCUAUACAAUCACGGGAACAACACUGCAAUCCACGAAGCCUGAGUUAAGUACCUAGGCUCGUUAUACAGUGAAUGGAGAGAACUAAGCACCUUGAAGUGUGAUCCACACAAGUCAGGAUACUAGGCAGCUCUCUGCUUAAACUAGCCAAUGGGAGAUGGUGAUGAGGUAUGUGUGCUAAGCCCCACCCCUCUCAAAGAGAUAGGAAUGUAAGUCUGGGCUGCAGGGAGGCACCUGUCUCUGCUAGUGGUCCACAAACUAGGGGGAAAUAGGCACACGCAGGGCCUGAUCCAGUAGACAUGCUCAGAGGCUGUCUAACUCCACAGCUGGGGGUGGGGAGCAAGGAAGAGGAGGACAUCCCUUAUAACCCUUAGCCCAGUGAUUAGAACACUCACCUAAAAUGUGAGAGACUCCUGCUUCAAGUUCCCACCUUCCUGAUGAGGAGAAGGAAUUUGAAUAGGUGCCAUCCAUCUCUUAGGAGACUGCUCUACCCACUAAGCUAUGGGAUGUUCUGAUGUCGGUACUCCUCAAUCUCUCCUAUUGAAGCUGUUCCACUUUAAUUAAGUAAUUGAAUAAUUAAAUAUUAAUUGGCCCCCAAAACAGUUAGAAUGUCUCUAUAGCCCAGUGGUGAGGGCACUCACACGGGAGGUGGCAGAUCCCUGUUCAAAUCCCUUCUCCUCAUCAGGUCUGGGGGAUUUGAACUGGGGGUCUUCUGUACUCUGGGUGAGUACCCUAACCAUUGGGAUAAAGGUUCUAAGAGGGAUGGUUGCUACUGCAUUAAGUUAGGCAGCCUCUGAGCACUCCUACUGGAUUGGGCCCUGCACACAACUUAGCAGCCUUUCCCCUGGCUCGUGGAUCACACUGGGGCUUAGACAGGUGCCCAGGCACCCAGAGUGAGGAAGCAGUGUGCAUGCUCAGGAACUGAAACAUAAGCACCUAGGGAAAUUUUAUUGCAAAAACUUGGGCACUGAGAGAGUUUGGGAGCUGAUUGGGUUAUGUGGCAGCCAAGCAGGAGUUUUGUGGAUCACAGUGGCACCCAAAAAUGGGAGUUGGGUGCCUCACUUUUGUGGAUCCCACCCUGAAAGCCUGUUUUCCAUUUGUUAGAAUAUCGCUUAAUCUAUGGGUAAUUAUUGUGAGCUGAAGGGGUGGCUAGACUAGAUCAACACUUAAACAUCAGGAGGCUCUAAUAGGACCAAGAACCAUCUUGGUAGAAUCCACAUAGGAAUGCGGAUAUUCUCUGUUGAGGCAUCCUGCUAUCAGCUGUUACCAUACUGCAUGGAAAUGCAAGUGUACCACUUAGUCACACAAACAGAUGGAUUCAGUUAGAACCAAGCAGGAUAUAAAAGGCAUUUGAGCCUAAGUAGAAAAUGAAACUAUGCUCUGGGAUAGAGUCUCUGUAAGGAAAACAAACUAACCACCCAAGUAACAGCCUGUUAUGGGGAAAUGAUAAGGCGGAGGUUUAGGGUUGGUUGCUAUUAUUUCCAUUACGAGUAACUGGCGUAUACACAGUAUUUAUGUACUUUACUAAGAGCAGCAUGGGAAUAUUGCAGGCUUUCAAACCAAUUAAAAAGUCAUUUCCUAUAUGGAGCUUAUUAAACUCUCUCUCGGUUUCCUUCUCUAAAGGAGAACGAUCUCCCCUCCCUGUAAAUAUUUCCACCUACCACGGUGAGUUCAAAAGGGAAUCAGGGUGCCAUCUUCUGUACUAUAGGCAAUGAGAAUUUAGCAUUUCAUUGCUGCUGCUCCACAGCUUUGAAGGAAGUAGAGGGGUGAUCUCAAAGAUACUGUUGGUUCCACAGAUCACCCUUUUGUUCCUUCAGAUCCAGCCAAUUGGUGAAGAGGGGGGUCAGGUCAGGCUGAAAGUUCCCAUAUCUAUCCAGAACUCUUAAGAGUGCUGAAGUCACUGGGAGGAAUUGGGAAACUAAGUGGUCCAAUCCCCUAGAACUUUCUCCUUGUCAAAAAUAUAGAGCCACUUAUGCAGUCUUAAAAGUCAAGGACAUUUUGAAAUAGGGUGACCAGAUGUCCUGAUUUUAUAGGGACAGUCCCGAUAUUUGGGGCUUUGUCUUAUAUAGGUGCCUAUUACCCUCCACCCCACGUCCUGAUUUUUCACAGUUGCUCUCUGGUCACCCUAUUUCAAAAUGUGCAAAAUCUUUGAGUUGCCCCUCUGGAGCAGGUAGGAUAUUUGAAUUUCUCCUAAAACGUUCUGUUGUGGAGAGUUCUGAAGUGCUUAUCCACAAAGCAUCUAGCCACCCUUUAAUAUCGCUGAAGGGGCACCAGGACUUGUUUCUGCUCCCAGGACAAAAGGGGAGGUGUUAGUACAGUGACACAAACUGGUUUAUAACACCACUGCAGCACCCUGAUUUUAAAAUAGUGCUAUUUUGUCUUUUCACUCAAGUGACUGUUUGUAGCUUAAAUUCUAGCUGUUGCCUCUUAAUUGACUCUUCUCAAAUGCACAACAAGGGCAAAUUCCCAUUGGAGCAGAAAGCCCUAGGGCUGGGCAGUGGUAGUUUCUAUGGGGAGGGCCAGGGAAAAAGGUAGAUCCAUGUAGCAAUGAAUACUUGUGUUGCUGUUUCCCGCUGCUUAGCCCCACAGAAUCCUGCCCCACAUUGUGCAGCAGACCAGCACGGGUGCACUGCCAAGAAUCUCUCCAUGGCCACAAGCUCAGGGAUAUGAUUUAACCCGUAGAGCCAAACCCUGCUCUCAGUUACAGCAGUGUAAAUCUGCAACAACUUAACUGAAGCCAGUAAGUCAGAGGCAGAGCUGCAAAUAAGAACCCAGGUCUCCUGGCCCCCAACCCCCUAUCCUAGCCAUGCUGUCUCCCUUCAAUUAAAAGUCAUGGAUUAAUUUAAUAUCAUUGACCACCUUUGAAGUCAAUUUAAAGCACACGUUUGCCUAGUAUCCAAGCGUAAGGUACAACUGUUCCUAAAGUGUUUGCUUUCUUGAUUUUCUCUUUCCAUACAAGAUAACCUUGUGUAAACUUAUGCCAUCUAUUAAUGUCUUUAAGUGAAUAAGUCUAAAUUCGAUCUAUUUUAGGCCUUUGUAAUAUACCUGUAUACA
This is a messenger RNA of Caretta caretta (loggerhead turtle), 5282 nucleotides long. RefSeq names its product HEPACAM family member 2 (gene HEPACAM2). Gene Ontology annotation, cellular component: centrosome; spindle; midbody. NCBI's taxonomy places the organism in Eukaryota, Metazoa, Chordata, Testudines, Cheloniidae. Gene Ontology annotation, biological process: centrosome cycle. The record is from RefSeq and is a predicted model, not a curated record.